Molecule: messenger RNA, 1291 nt
Organism: Marchantia polymorpha subsp. ruderalis
Lineage: Eukaryota; Viridiplantae; Streptophyta; Marchantiopsida; Marchantiales; Marchantiaceae
Source: the annotation of a GenBank genome assembly
UCCAGUACAGAUGGUGCAUGAUGAGAGCCCCCAUCGAACAGCGAUUCGGCUAUCUGCGACUAUAAGUAUGAGUCCCUCGCGAAUCUGGAAGAAGAAAGUACCUUGGGUAUCUGAGAAGUGUCUCAGUUGUUACACUCUGCGAUCGCCGGCGAGAUCGAGUCCGAGUCUCCGAGUCCCAAUUCCGCCAGCUCUGCGACAAGAUGGCUCUACUGAGAGAUCUGAUUGGGUUUUCCACUCUGAUUGUGCUGCUGUGUAGUGUUCCAGCAAAUGGUGAUACCAACUUCACAGCUAUGGACAAGGAUCUGAUAGCCUUCGCUCUGAAUUUGGAAUAUUUCGAGGCCGAGUUCUUUCUGAAUGGGGCUCUGGGCUACGGCCUGGACAAGCAGGCACCAAUGCUCGCUGCAGGUGGCCCUGCGCCGAUCGGUCCCGAGAAGGCCGUCCUGGACCCGACUGCCUAUGAGCUCGUCGCUCAGAUGGGUCUGCAGGAAGUUGGACACCUCAGAGCAAUCAAAUCCAGUAUCGGAGACACGGCAUUCCCUCGAGUUCAAUUAGAUAUCAGCAAGGCAGUAUGGGCUAAGACCAUGGACUCUGCCUUCAACAAAACUUUGAGCCCACCAUUUGAUGCCUAUGCCAACAGCGUUAACUACAUGCUCGCGUCGUACGCCAUCCCUUACGUCGGUCUCACAGGAUACACUGGUGCUGCUCCCCUCCUCCAGAGCGCUGGAGCCAAAUCGCUCGUAGCACGGCUUUUGGGAGUAGAAUCUGGUCAGGAUGCAGUUAUUAGAACUUGGCUGUACGAGAGGAAGGGAGAGAUGGUGAUGCCGUACAACUUCACAGUAGCGGAGGCGACUGUGCAAAUCUCGAAGCUCCGCAACACUUUGGAUCAUGAGGGUCUGGAGGUUGUGGAAGGUAUGAUGGUGCCUUUUGAGAUUGACGACGAAGGUCUCUUGGUGCCGGAGGAACUUGGAGCAGAGAGGCAGACGAAGGGUAAUGUGUUGUCUGCCGACGAGGAUUCUCUUUCAUACCAGCGUACACCAGAGCAAAUUUUGUCUAUCGUAUACAGCUCAGGCAGCCCAAAGACGCCCGGUGGAUUUUACCCUCUAGGCGCUCGAGGAAAUAUAGCUGAGAAGUAUCACAAAUAUGGAGAAAUGUAAAUCCUCUAGCUAGAACCUGCGCAGCAACAAUUUGUAUAGUUCUUGUAGAGUAACAUACUCUGCGUGUGUGAAGAUUUGUGACGAUGAUGUGUAAUUCAUAAUCCGUGCGACUGUACAUUGACAAAAUGUCAAUCCGG